Mycosarcoma maydis (corn smut) is the source of this 480-nucleotide messenger RNA. RefSeq lists its product as uncharacterized. Bases 1 to 480 code for a protein of 159 amino acids. NCBI's taxonomy places the organism in Eukaryota, Fungi, Basidiomycota, Ustilaginomycetes, Ustilaginales. The record is from RefSeq and is a predicted model, not a curated record. The transcript is spliced from 3 exons.
AUGUCGGAAUACGUCGCGCUGUACAUUCUUUCGGACUCGAAAUUUGACGGCCAAGCUGUACUGGCUAACAUCCGAUCGAGCGACUUUAUCGACGAGAUCAACAGCGGGGAAGGGCCACGAGAAGAAUGUGGCCUAUACAAGCUGAUCCAGCUUGUGGAACCGUCAAACUCGUCGGUCAAGUUCAGCUCAGAACGAGCUGUGCUGGAUUACCACAGGAAGCUAGUCAAGGGUGACGAGACGGCCAAAGUCGACGGAAAGGAUGCAAAGUGGAAUGGUAACUGCAUUCUGAUCGCCGAUAAGGAGUCGGACGACCUGGUCAACAUACUGGAGCUCUCUGAGGGAAGUCAAGCAGAACAAACGUUGAAAGCCAGAGCGAGGUCCUCAGUCGAGGUGGCUUCCAACGUCUCGAUUGCCAACAUGUCGCUUCAAGAGUACAAGGACAUGAGCGGCAAUGCCGAUGUAUACGACGCUGGACAGUAG